UCCAAUUGCAAAACGCUAUCACAUGUUCUGAAGAGCUGGCCCGUCUAAAGCGGAACUGUCGCAGGGUCGCUGCAGGAGAAGAGGUUGCAAGUCCUGGGCCCUUCCAUUGUCCACGCGUCUUCGGUGUCAAACGCGUCCCGAUGCUUUUGUGCCCGCUCUUCUUACCCUGUACAGGUAUGACAGACAUUCAGGUUUCAGCCAAGGAUAUGGCUAUCCAGUCCUUGGCAGAAAGGCCCAGUAUAGGCAAGGUCAGCAUAUUCGCGCAUAGUCAAGGCGCUCUGGAUACGCAAGGGGCUCUGGACUGGUUACCUUCGACUCAUUCUCUAGUAAUUUUCGCUGUGUACAACUUACCUGAUCUCCAUGGGACUUCCACAUUCCCUAGUGUUGAACACCAUCACGUCAAAUUAUGCGACGGGAACGUCUGCCUCUCCGACGCCUUUCCAACAGUCCGGCAACUCGCACAUGAUCGCCUCAUCGCAAAAGACGGGAGAUACCGCACACGUACCCACUUCAGCUUCUACGUGAUCGAAGAUGAAGUCGCGCAGCUGGCAGCGGAGUCGAGCACGGUUCAGGGUGCACAAAUUUCGAGCAUCCAGAGCGUGUGCCCACUCCAGGUCAGGGACCACUUCAUCAUGAUCAUCGCACACCCUGCUGUACAGUUGAUGUACGCGGCGAUGAUCAACAAGACGCUGUUGACCAGCCCGACUUUCCCGCUGAGCUUUGUGCGAUGUGCCUAGAUGGAAGCGUGUUCGACUAACGGUCCGUGAUGCCAUUCGCCAGUGCUGUCCUUCCAGAUGUCCUCACAAUGGCUACUGCUAA
Tilletiaria anomala UBC 951 is the source of this 819-nucleotide messenger RNA. RefSeq lists its product as uncharacterized. The record is from RefSeq and is a predicted model, not a curated record. The coding region runs from base 141 to 737 and encodes 198 amino acids. The transcript has 4 exons. Lineage: Eukaryota; Fungi; Basidiomycota; Exobasidiomycetes; Georgefischeriales; Tilletiariaceae.